CAGACCCUCUUCCCUACCUCCCCCCCAGCUGGUGGGAGACGGAUUCUCACCCUAAUUUACAGACCAAGGUCACUCUGCCCAACCUGCGAAAGAUGGGGAGGAAAAAAAUCCAGAUCUCACGCAUUCUGGACCAAAGGAACCGGCAGGUGACAUUCACCAAGCGCAAGUUUGGGCUGAUGAAGAAGGCCUAUGAGCUGAGUGUGCUCUGUGACUGUGAGAUCGCCCUCAUCAUCUUCAACAGUGCCAACCGCCUGUUCCAGUAUGCCAGCACGGACAUGGACCGCGUGCUCCUAAAGUACACAGAAUACAGCGAGCCCCAUGAGAGCCGCACCAACACCGACAUCCUCGAGACACUGAAGCGGAGGGGUGUGGGCCUUGAUGGGCCAGAGCUGGAGCCAGACGAGGGGCCUGAGGGGCCGGGAGAGAAGCUGCGGAGGCUGGCAGGCGAAGGGGGUGACCCAGCCUUACCCCGGCCCCGGCUCUAUCCAGCAACCCCUGCUAUGCCCAGCCCAGACAUGGUGUACGGGGCACUGCCCCCCCCAGGCUGUGACCCCAGUGGGCUUGGGGAGGCCCUGCCUGCCCAGAGCCACCCAUCUCCCUUCCGACCAGCAGCCCCGAAAGCUGGACCCCCAGGCCUGGCACACCCUCUCUUCUCACCAAACCACCUCACCAGCAAGACACCGCCCCCCCUGUACCUGGCGGCAGAUGGGCGGAGGCCAGACCUGCCUGGUGGCCUGGCUGGGGCCCGAGGGGGACUGAACUCCUCGAGAAGCCUCUACGGUAGCCUGCAGAGCCCGUGCUCCUCUGCGGCCCCGGGAACCCCGCUGGGGAGCUUCCCCUUCCUCUCUGCAGGCCCCCCAGAAUACGGCUUGGGAGACCCUCCGCCGCCCCCUGGCUUGCUGCAGUCCCCCACGCUGGCCCCGUGGCAGUCCUCCAGGGGAGAUGGUCCCCAUGCCAUCUCCGUCCCGCCCAGCGGGGGCCGUAGUCUGGGCGAGGAGGGCCCCCCUACCCGCGGCGCCUCCCCGCCGACCCCGGCAGUCAGCGUCAAGUCCGAGCGCCUCUCACCAGCCCCCGGGGGCCCCGGCGACUUUCCCAAGACCUUCCCCUACCCCCUGCUCCUCGCCCGGUCUCUGGCAGAGCCCCUGAGGCCCGGGCCCGCCCUGCGCCGGCUGCCCUUGGCCGAUGGCUGGCCCCGGUAGCGGACCCCGGGUAGCACCGGCACAUCCUGUCGCCGAGCAGGGCGAAGGCAGGUGGGGACCCAGCCUCCCUCCGGACCUCUGCAUAAAAGACCCAACGCUUACCGCCCCUCUGCGGUGGGGGCUUGGAGGGGGCGGCUGGAUUCGGAUCCACUCUGGGUGGGGGGUCUCCUUUCCUCCUCCCUGAGUGUGUAUCCACCAAUAAAACACGCGUGACGUCCAUGGA
Messenger RNA from Lemur catta (Ring-tailed lemur), 1422 nucleotides. RefSeq names its product myocyte enhancer factor 2B (gene MEF2B). Bases 93 to 1199 code for a protein of 368 amino acids. Gene Ontology annotation, molecular function: protein dimerization activity; DNA-binding transcription factor activity, RNA polymerase II-specific; RNA polymerase II cis-regulatory region sequence-specific DNA binding. Gene Ontology annotation, biological process: positive regulation of transcription by RNA polymerase II. The transcript has 9 exons. Lineage: Eukaryota; Metazoa; Chordata; Mammalia; Primates; Lemuridae. The record is from RefSeq and is a predicted model, not a curated record.